Molecule: messenger RNA, 1862 nt
Organism: Erythranthe guttata (spotted monkey flower)
Lineage: Eukaryota; Viridiplantae; Streptophyta; Magnoliopsida; Lamiales; Phrymaceae
Source: RefSeq, a predicted model, not a curated record
UUGAAACGCUCUCAUUUGAUAGAAAAAGUAUUCAUCACUACACAGUACUUUCUCUCUCAUCCCUCUCUCUCUCUCUAGAGUUUCUUCUCCUCUCCAUCAGAUCCGUAUAAAUUUGAACUCGUCAACGUUUUACAUUUUCAUAUCGUGAUUUUUUCAUCUCUGGUUUUUUUUUUUUGGAGUGUUGGAUUUACAAAUGGAGGAUCCGAAUCGGAAGAUUUGGAUAAUGCAGUAUCUGCUGCUGUUAUCGGCCGCGUGCUUCAUUUCUCAGCUCUACGCUUCCGAUGAUGUGCAAUUGUACGAGUCGUUCGAUGAUAAUUUCGAGGGGAGAUGGAUUGUGUCAGAAAAGCAGGAUUACACAGGUGUGUGGAAACACGAAAAGAGCGAAGGACACGAUGACUAUGGACUUAAUGUGGCGUACAACGAGUCACCCUACACAAUAAUGUUUGGUCCCGAUAGAUGUGGUGCCACAAACAAGGUCCACUUCAUCCUCAAGCACAAAAACCCCAAGAGUGGAAAGUACAUCGAACACCACCUCAAGUUCCCUCCAUCUGUUCCUUCAGACAAACUCACCCAUGUCUACACCGCAAUCUUGACUCCAGACAACGAGUUGAGAAUCUUGGUCGACGGUGAAGAGAAGAAGAAGGCUAAUUUCUUAGCAGAGGAUGAUUUCGAACCCUCACUCAUUCCAUCAAAGACCAUACCCGACCCAGAUGACAAAAAGCCCGAAGAUUGGGACGAACGUGCCAAAAUACCCGACCCAGAUUCCACAAAGCCUGAUGACUGGGAUGAGGAAGCUCCAAUGGAAAUCGAAGAUGAUGAAGCUGAAAAGCCCGAAGGUUGGUUGGAUGAUGAGCCAGAGGAAGUUGAUGAUCCAGAGGCAACUAAACCAGAGGAUUGGGAUGAUGAAGAGGAUGGUGAAUGGGAGGCACCGAAAAUCGAUAACCCUAAGUGUACUGAGGCUCCUGGUUGUGGGGAGUGGAAGAGGCCGAUGAAGAGGAACCCUGCUUACAAGGGAAAAUGGCAGCCUCCGUUGAUUGAUAACCCUAGCUACAAGGGUAUUUGGAAGCCGCAGGAGAUUGAUAAUCCGGAGUACUUUGAGGUUGAGAAGCCGGAUUUCGAGCCAAUUGCAGCUGUUGGUAUUGAGAUUUGGACGAUGCAGGAUGGUAUAGUGUUUGACAAUAUCUUGAUUGCUUCCGAUGAGAAGGUUGCGGAAUCGUACCGUGAGAGUGCAUGGAAGCCAAAGUUCGAGGCUGAGAAACUGAAGCAAAAGGAAGAGGAAACUACCGAGUCUGACGGGCUUAAGGGUGUCCAGAAAGUGGUGUUUGACAAUCUUUACAAGGUUGCCGAUCUCCCAUUCUUGGGUGAGCACAAGGUCAAAGUAUUGGACUUGCUUGAAAAGGCUGAGAAACAAGCAAACCUCACAAUUGGAAUACUUGCCUCCAUCUUAGUCAUUUUCUUCUCGAUUUUCUUGAAACUCAUCUUCGGUGGGAAGAAGAAGCCGGCUGCUGUAGUUGCAGAGACAAAGAAAACAGAAGUUGCAGAGUCUUCAAACAAGGAGGGAAGCUCAGAGGAGAAGGAAGAGCAGAGCGAGGAUGCUGCUGCUGCUGCUGCACCCCGCAGAAGGACCACAAGGCGUGACAAUUAAAAGUAACGGAGGAUAGAGACACGAAACGAGCUUUCUAUGCCAGUUGGUAGUUUUUUUUGUGGGGGAGAUGCUCUAAAAAUGUUUAAAUUUUCCGACUUUUUUUUCCUUUUUGUUUCGUGAAGUAGGUUUUGUAUGACAAUGUUUACUAUAACCAUUGAUUGAGAUGUGGUAUGUGCCCAUAUACAAUUUAAGGAACUCGUCGUGGAUUCGAAAUUGA